Molecule: messenger RNA, 1148 nt
Organism: Xyrauchen texanus (razorback sucker)
Lineage: Eukaryota; Metazoa; Chordata; Actinopteri; Cypriniformes; Catostomidae
Exons: 4
Coding region: 5-787 (260 amino acids)
Cellular component (GO): trans-Golgi network
Source: RefSeq, a predicted model, not a curated record
UAGGAUGAGUUCAGUUUGUGUGAUGUUUUAUAUUUCUUUAGGCAUUAUAGCCGGGAGUCCUGCAGCUGAGCUGAAACACAGCGGCUGUAUCAAAGUGAAUCAGUGUAAGUGUCUGAUGCGGGACGGGUCAGGGGUCAUUGACCUGGGCUCACUGGCGGAUGAGGACGGGUUCAUCCAGCGGCUAGAGCUCAUGCCAUCAGCACCGGUGAACACGGAGGUGCUGCUGUCAUUCAGCCCGUGUCUGCCGUUCUCAGAGCCGGAUGAGUUCACUGUCACUGACUGCAGUGAUGUGGCAGCGUGUGUCAUUUUCAGGUUUCAUCAGGACAGCAGGUACAUCAGUCGUUAUUUGAACUAUGGCCGACACGAGGGCAACGCAUUCACCUAUAACGACUCAAAGAAAACCCUCUCCGUGUCUUAUUUCAUUUACUCAGGCAGUGAGGCUCAUACUGUCGUUCAUUACCAGUGCAGCCCAAAUCACUCCAUCACAUCCAGGCAGAGCUUCAGUGUGGACGAGCCCCUGCAGAUUUGGGUGGAGAGCCCCUGUGCAUGUCCUAACGCCUGUACGCUGGAGGAUGUGGGACCCGGGACCAUCUUUCUCAUCCUCCUCUGCAUCUGUGUGACGGCGUACUUCGUUAUGGGUUCCUGUGCACUCCGGCCGUUCCGCACUAGUAACGGUGUUCAGAUCGCCCCAGAGGACAGUGUGUGGUGUAUGCUCUGUUAUAAGCUCACCGACCGGCGCGAUGUCCGGCGUAAGAGGCAUCACUCACUGAAAGAGGACACCCUAUGAUCUAAGACGAGUGUUUAUGGGUUAACAAACUGGAAACAGAUCUUCACUUGUGAACUGUGUAAUGUUUACGAUUUAUAAUAUGUGACAUUAUGCUCUAUUAUUUCCACAUGUGAUGUGUUUUAGUUUGAAAGCGGACAUUGUUUAUCCAGUCCACAAGAGUGAGUUUGAAAGUUAAGUAAGACUGCGUAAAGAGGGGGAUUUUAGUUAACGAGGAAGUUAGCGGGAGAAACGAGAAAUGGUUUGUUAAUGAGAUUAAUAAGUUCAUUAAAAAGUCUGAAAGCUACUUUAUUGUGUCAGAGUGAUAUUUAGAAACAUUACAAACUGCUUCUGCAAUGGGAAUAAAACACUGUGUAAAAUGUGC